AUGGACGUUGAAAAGAAAACCAACCCCAAGGAGACCUCCAUUGUCGCCGACAAGGACGUUCAGACCGGCGUCAUCACGGAUAUCGACGAAGGCGAAAUCUUUCUGCGAGAAUAUAAUAUCACGAAUGGCCGCCUCCAUGAGCUCCUUGGUGACAAGCUUCGCAACAAGCGUUUGGUGCGCAAGGUCGAUUUGCUUCUCAUGCCGCUUCUAGCAGGCACCUACAUGCUUCAGUAUAUUGAUAAAUCAGCAUUGGCAUAUUCUUCGGUAUUUGACCUGUUCAAAACCACACACAUGUCAAGCAAUCAAUACAGCUGGCUGGCAAGCAUUUUCUACUUUGCAUACCUUGUUGCUGAGUAUCCAUGGGGUUACCUUGCCCAAAAGACGAAAAUGGCCAAGGUGGUGUCUGGGAACAUAGUGGCCUGGGGUGGAAUGCUCAUGAUCACUGCGACUUGCACCUCGUUCCCGGGAAUGGCAAUCUGCCGAUUUCUCCUCGGUGUUUUUGAGGCCCCCAUCACGCCCUGCUUUAUGAUGAUUGUUGGUAUGUGGUAUGCACGGUCUGAUCAACCAUUUCGAGCAGGCGUUUUCUAUAGCUGCAACGGUCUUGGUGCAAUGAUUGGCGGCGUCCUCACGUAUGGUAUCGGUCAGAUCAAAACUAUCGCGGUAUGGCGGGCCAUCUACUUGAUCCUCGGUGGUGUCACCAUUCUAUGGGGUUUCUUGAUGUUCGUGUGGCUGCCAGACGACAUCAUGUCUGCCAAACAGUUCACUCUUGAAGAGAAAGCUCUCCUCAUCGGUCGUGGUCGUCUCAAUCGCACAGGAAUCAUAAACCGCCAAAUCAAAUGGUACCAGAUUCGAGAAGCGUUUAGUGACCCCCAGGUCUGGAUUCUGUUUUUCUUCAUGCUGUUCAACGAGACCAUAAACGGCGGUAUCGCCAGCUUCAGCAAGCUUAUUAUCGAGGGUUUGACAGGCAACCCACUCACAACAGUUGCAUUAGGAAUUCCGUUCGGCGCUUUUCAGAUCUUAUGGGUUCUGUCGGGCACGUACCUUGCAUCUCGGAUUCCCAACUUCCGUACAAUAGCCAUGUUCGCCUAUUUGAUUCCGACCAUCAUCGGGAUUUGCAUAAUGUGGAAGCUGUCACAUAAGACGCAUAAGGUUGGAGUAUUGUUUGGGUAUUACAUCGUUGGCUCUUAUGUGUGCUCUCUUACACUCGCAUUACAAAUGCCUGCUACGAAUCUUGGUGGCUACACAAAGCGUACAACAAGUAUCGGUCUAGUCUUCCUGGCAUAUUGCAUAGGAAAUAUUAUCGGACCUCAUGCAUUCUUAGCUAAGGAAGCUCCUAUCUACCAAACUGGGUGCAAAGUCAUUUUAGCAUGUUCGUCUGCUCAGGCGGUUUUGGCUAUUUCUUUGCGAUUGCUCUUCAUUUACCGCAACAACCAGAGAGAUGUUGCUGCGGCAAAUGUAACUGGGUUAGAAGGAAUUGAUGUCUCAGAAGAAGAUGAAUUGCAUGAUUUAACCGACUUUGAGGUAAGUCCUUUCCCCCUUUUUUGUCCAGAGAGAGGUUGA
Messenger RNA from Talaromyces amestolkiae, 1560 nucleotides. RefSeq lists its product as uncharacterized. Lineage: Eukaryota; Fungi; Ascomycota; Eurotiomycetes; Eurotiales; Trichocomaceae. Gene Ontology annotation, molecular function: transmembrane transporter activity. The transcript has a single exon. The record is from RefSeq and is a predicted model, not a curated record. Gene Ontology annotation, biological process: transmembrane transport. Gene Ontology annotation, cellular component: membrane. Bases 1 to 1560 code for a protein of 519 amino acids.